ACAUCUUAUUUAGUAAAUCUUUUAUUUCGAAAUAGCUGGCGGAAGUUGACGUAGCUUGGGAAGCGCUCAACGUCGGCUUGUUAGAGUCGGCGAUUCUUAAGGGAAAAAAAAGCAUUUUACAUUUGACACUUUGCUGCUUCCGACGGUUUUCAAAUGACAUUCGGGACAAUUGGGGAAGUUUUCUGACCCGCCAGGAGUGAGCAAGGAUUCCCGGGGUCCGAGGACGACUAGUCCUCAAAUAUGCAUACUUUGGACAACUGGUCCUCCAGGACCACCCUCGUUGGUCAACUGGUCCUUGGUCAUCAUGCUGUCCCGCCCCCCGCCAGGAGUGACUCCGUCUCCUGCGCUCCUAUUGGCUGACAAAGAUGUGGAUGGAGCCACACAAACACGUAUGUGUGUGUGUGUUUGAGAGAGAGACCCAAUGGAGUGAUACAGCUCCUCCUCAUGCCCUUCAUCACCACCACCACCACCAUCACCACCAUCAUCACCAUCCCGGUCCACAGCUCAGCUGCCCUUGCUCGUCCCUGUUGCCCCGCCUCCUGUCGGCCCACAGGAUGGAGGUGCGGCGCCUCCUGCGGGGGGCGCUGGUGUCGCUCGGGCGGCGAGUGGACGCGCUGGAAAGGACGGGCGGCAGGAGGAGGAGGAGGAGGAGGAACGACGGGAGCCCGAGGACGAUGGCGGUAGAUGGAGCCAAAGGUAACGCUACGGACGCAUCCUCUUCCUGUCGCUGGUCUUCGUUUGCACUCGAAGGCCCGCCUCUUCGGACUGGCUGCGGCCAAUCGGAGCAAAGGAACGGAGAGGAGGGGAGGGGUGUCAAGAGGAUGAGGAAGAGCCACGGAGGAGGAGAAGAAGAAGCGGAAGAUGAGGACCGCGGGAGGUUCGUCGGCCGCAUGGCCGUCUGCCGGACGGGUGGCGGAGCUACCGACCGCGCGCCCCUGACGCUCUUCAACUUUGACCCCAGAAGACGGACGGAAGGCGGCCACUCUGUGAAGGCCAUCGGCGUUGUCGUCAGGCAGAACGGCUACAGCUCCUCCUGCCAGACCGCUUUUGACUUCCUGCGAGCCUUCAGCAGCCAAUCACAGGCCUGGUCCGCCGCCCGCUGCCAAUGGCGCUUUUCCGACUUCACGCCCCCUCCCCCGUCCCCGCGCGCCGACGGCGGCUCUCGACUCGGUGCCGCGCCCGUGCUGCGGCUGUCCGUGGUCGCCGUGGCGACCAUGGCCGCGCCGAGGGGGGAGACCGGCUGGAAUCCCCGGCGGCCGCUGAGAGACCGGACGGCCCCGCCCGGUCUCGGCCUCGAUCACUGUUACAUCCAAGCAGCUGAUCUCAGGCAGCGAUGGACUAGGAGACGAGCCAAUCACGGUGCUCGGAAGCGCCUCCUCGCCCCGCCUCUCCCGCCGUGCUCUGCCGACGUCGUCUCGCCUCUGCUCCCGACCGCCCAAUCGGAAGCUGGCUCCAAGGAGAAAGCCAAGCGCGUUUCGCAGAUCCGAAUCCGCCGAGCGUGCCCACGCGAGACGCCACUCACGCCAAUGGGGCUGCCCAAGGUCAAAAGGUUGAAGAAGAAGGAGUUCAGUGUGGAGGAGAUUUACACCAACAAGAACUACAAAUAUCCCAGCAACAACAGGAGUCUGGAGACCAUCUUUGAGGAGCCUCAGGAGAAGGGUGGAUCCUUGCUUCUGAUUGGCCAGCAGAGGCGGCGCAGGCUCCUCCUCUUUCCCGACUUCACUCAGCCCAGGAAAAGGAAAAGACCGCUAGGUGUCGGACUUCCUGUCGCCGCGGUGCCAAGAAAGCGCGCCGUCCGGCGUCAGCAGCGCGCGGGGGUCGGCGGCGCCGACGAGCGCUCGGACCUGGACGUGAUGCUGGUGGAGAGGCUGAGCGCGCUGGAAGACUUCCUGACUCGUCAGGGCUUGGACGUGUGAUGUCACUUCCUGUCUUAUGGGUCUAGUUCUUAAUAAAUUGAAACGUGUCUAUUUUUGGAACCCAUCAAGUUUGCUCGUGUGGUCUCAAAAGUGCUGACAAAGGCCUCGAGUACGUGUAUCGAGUACGCUUCGUAAUAAUAAUAAUUCAUUUAAUUUGUAGGCGCCAUGCAAGUUCACCGUACAAAUGUAGUUUAAAACAUAACAGAACAUAAAAUGUCAAUUAAAGCUGCAAAUGUUAUGGUUUGGAUUUGAAGAGCGUUCCAAAGACGGGUAGAGCGGCCGAAGGCGGAAGAGGUCAGCGUGGUCUGGCGGAGCUGGGGCAGUAUUGGACAGGAGAGCGGCGUUUGGGGACGCGGCACGUUUUCCGGUGACCUGUGGGAGCCCAAACGGGAAAGAGUCGCAAUAAUGCAGGCUGAGGGGAGGAAGGCGGCCAUUGACGUGUCUCGAGUGGAGAAGAAGAAUCACUUUUUAUUGUCAUGAACGUGCAUGCAUGCGCACGAAAUUUGUUCUCUGCAUUUAUGUGCGAAUCUCGCUCACACACAAACACACACAUCGCAAUGUCAGAAUUUUGCACAUUCACUUUCUAUUUUGUUAUUUUCUUGAUGUGAUGAAAACAAAUUAAAAAAGUUACUCACAAUUGACUCAGUA
This is a messenger RNA of Phycodurus eques (leafy seadragon), 2564 nucleotides long. RefSeq lists its product as uncharacterized. The record is from RefSeq and is a predicted model, not a curated record. The transcript has 12 exons. Lineage: Eukaryota; Metazoa; Chordata; Actinopteri; Syngnathiformes; Syngnathidae. Bases 366 to 1916 code for a protein of 516 amino acids.